Thlaspi arvense is the source of this 3014-nucleotide messenger RNA. NCBI's taxonomy places the organism in Eukaryota, Viridiplantae, Streptophyta, Magnoliopsida, Brassicales, Brassicaceae. The record is from the annotation of a GenBank genome assembly.
CUCAUUCUAUAUUUUUAUACAUCAAAUCAAAUAUUUCUGGAGCUAAAAACAUUUUGUCUGAAUAUGAACAUAGUUCGUAUAUAAUGCAAAAACAGACUUGAAAAUUCCGAUCGUGCUUUCCGCCAAUACGUUCGACCAUCUCCGGAGAAUGCUCAGUGCUUCUCCGCCGCGUCGUGAUUCUGUUGAAUUUCCGAUUUGAUUGAAUUGUCUGCUUAAAGCUGUUGUUGUCUUGUCGUAAGCCACCGUCGGGUUUUUAUCAAAAACAAGAAGCAAGAUUAAGAAAAAGGCGGGAAAAUGGCGGCGUGGAAGUCGUGGAUUGUGGCGGAGAAAGCACGGAGAUGUUUACGGACGAUGUUCUUUGUGGCGGCAAUGACGGCGUCUCUGUUACCUUCGUCGUUUCCGGUUCUGAUCACCGUGGCUGAUGUGGCGGUUCCUUGUCUUAUCGUCUCCGGCGUCACGUGCCUCACGUGUCACUCUGCCGCAGAACAUCUUCGGCAAUACAGCUUCAAGAGCUCUUUCAUUGACGUACCACUCAUAUCUCUCCUUAGAUCUCUCGCCGUUAUCUGUCUCUCUUGGCUAUGUGAAGACACAAGAUUAGCUUAUGGUCCUUAUCUUGAAACAGUGAUCGUAUCUUCCUUUGGAGGGUUUCUUCUUCUUUUGGUUAAAGCUUGUGUCUUCACUGUGAAUUCUCAUCUAGAAGCAAAGGUCUAUUACUUCAAGAUCUCAUGGGGAAUGCCGGUUUUGCUACUAUCAUCUGCGGUUUUCGGUUUAGCUCAUGUCGUUGUAGCUUAUCGAACUAGUUGUGGAGCAAGAAGGAAGCUCAUGUACCACAAAAUUGACCAAGAAGCUGUUCUCACAUGUAAAUCUGGUUUCUCCGGUUACAAGAAGGCUCAUCGUCAAUCAUUCACUCGAUCAAACUACAAAAUCUUAAGCUAUGCAGGUGAAUUCAGACAAAAGUCUUUCAGGGGAACAUCUUUGGACAGAGAAGAACUAUUACAACCAAGAUUACUGGCAAAUGCAGACAGUUUAUUCAUCAAGAUCCAUGGCUUAACUGUCCAUUACAAGCAGGUUGAUUUACCCUCUACUCCUCCGCAUGAUAUUGUAAGCGGUUCUGCAGUUGAUAUGAACGCAAGAAAGCUGAGAUUACUAGACAAGCAGAUGUCAAACUUAAUCACCAAAACUCAAACCAAUCAUUUGCAUCGAAGCUACACCAUUCAGCCCGAUAGAUCAUCCUUGUAUGAUCCUCUGUUAGCGAAUUAUCCCGUUAACUUUUUCAACAAGGAUGAUGUACACCAAGUGGAUUCCAUGAAUCUUGGUGACGAUUUGGAGAGAAAUGGGGAUGUUGGAAUAGUUCUAGUACAUGGAUUUGGAGGAGGGGUCUUCUCAUGGAGACAUGUAAUGGAAGAAUUGUCUCAUCAGCUCGGUUGCAGAGUCGUUGCCUAUGACCGGCCUGGUUGGGGUUUGACCUCAAGGCUUGUCCGGAACGAUUGGGAGGAGGACACAAGUCUAGCUAACCCUUACAAGCUCCAAAGCCAGGUGGAUCUACUAGUUUCUUUUUGUUCCGAGAUGGGGUUUUCGUCAGUGGUACUCGUUGGCCACGACGAUGGUGGUUUGCUUGCUCUCAAGGCAGCUGAAAGAAUACAAGAACCUACCUUCAAAUGCAAUGUAAGAAAUCCACAGAUAGAAAUCAAAGGGGUGGUUUUGAUAAACGUUAGCUUAUCAAGAGAAGUAGUUCCUGCCUUUGCAAGAAUACUUCUUCAUACAUCACUCAGGAAGAAACACUUGGUCCGUCCUUUGCUGCGAACCGAAAUAACCCAAUUGGUGAACCGGCGUGCAUGGUCUGACACCGCCAAGCUAACCACUGAUGUCAUAAUGCUCUACAAGGCUCCUCUAUGUUUAGAAGCUUGGGAUGAAGCACUGAAUGAGAUAAGCAAGUUAUCUCAUGAGUUGAUCCUCUCACCUCAAAACGCAACAGCUCUUUUAAAAUCCAUUGGAGAUGUUCCGGUCUUAGUUGUUGCCGGUGCUGACGAUGCUCUUGUUCCUUUGAAAUCUUCUCAAGUUCUUGCUUCUAAACUCACCAACUCUAGAUUUGUAGCCAUAUCUGGAUGCGGACAUCUUCCACAUGAAGAGUGUCCUACAACACUCGUAUCUGCUCUCGGUUCCUUCAUCUGCAGACUGAUGAUACCUAUGAAUCAUACAACCAUGUAAAUAUGUUCAAGAUUGAUGAUAUGUUUACUUUGGAUACGAACAAAGCAGAAAGGUAGUCAGAAAUGGUUGUUUUGGAUAAUCAUCAUAGAAUACAUAAGCUGAAAGAUAAAAGACGAUAAAUCUGAGUCGCGUCUCUAAACACAAGUACGCCGCCGAUAGAAUAAAUAACAAACAAUCCCUAAAAAAGAGCCUUCUCUCUAGCGUCUUUUUAUCAAACACAAGACUCUCUCUCUCUCUCUCUCUCUCGAAACAGAGAAACGCACACACACUAAGAGAAACUCUAUUCCUUGGCGGAUUUGUUGAUGAGAGACUUGUGGAUGUGAGGGAUGACUCCACCACCGGCUAUAGUUCCUUUGAUGAGGGUGUCGAGCUCCUCGUCCCCACGGAUCGCGAGCUGCAAGUGCCUCGGCGAGAUACGUUUCACCUUCAGGUCCUUGCUCGCGUUUCCAGCUAGCUCCAAGACUUCUGCAGUCAGGUACUCCAAUAUGGCUGCUGUGUAAACAGCUGCGGUUGCUCCGACCCUUCCAUGAGCAGUGGACCUCGUCUUCAACAGUCGGUGAACCCUACCUACAGGGAACUGCACACCAGCUCGAGAAGAACGAGUGAUGGGUUUCUUCUUGUCCUUGUCCUUGUCGCUGCCGCUGGGUUUCCCCAUAAUCAACCCCUUAGCUCCUUUCCCCGACAUUUCCCGCCAAAAGUCUCACACUAAAAUUCUCACACGCAGAGAGAGAGAGAGAGAGAAAGGAGAUCGCACCAGAUAAAACGAGAAGAAGAAGAAGAGCUCGUGAGUCGAUAGAUGUUCCCCA